This is a messenger RNA of Cyphellophora attinorum, 1299 nucleotides long. RefSeq lists its product as uncharacterized. The record is from RefSeq and is a predicted model, not a curated record. NCBI's taxonomy places the organism in Eukaryota, Fungi, Ascomycota, Eurotiomycetes, Chaetothyriales, Cyphellophoraceae. The coding region runs from base 1 to 1299 and encodes 432 amino acids. The transcript has a single exon.
AUGGAGUCUUCGGAGAGCGAGAUGGCUGCCUUCCAUGCCGUACGAGAGGAGAUCUUCAAAAAGAUCGAGGCCAUCGAUGGUCCCAAUGCUUUCGCUUACUGCAAGACACUGCCCAACGCACCCAUUGCAGGUCUUGAGAUCACUGGCCUCGGCAGGAUCGGUCUACCAUUACAGCCACAAGACGCUCUUGCCAUCAUUGGCCACUGCUCUCAGUCACCUUCCGGUAAAGGAGAGCAGACGCUUGUCGACACCAAUGUACGCAGAUCAUGGGAGCUGGACGCUUCACAAUUCAGCCUUGUCAACCCUGCCUGGGCACAACUCAUCGGAGACUUGACCAAAAAAGCUUGCGAAGAGCUACACGUCCAUUCUGAGCUCGAAGAUGUGGUCGUUCAGCCACACAAACUACUUCUAUUCGAGGCCGGAGCCUUUUCCAAGUCCGACCAAGACUCGGAGAAAGUCCCAAGAAUGUUCGGCAACAUGGCCGUGGCGUUGCCAUCUUUGCACGUCGGUGGUGAAGUUGUGCUGUCCCACGGCAAGAAGGAAUUGGUCUGGAGCAGUGCACACAAUUCUGAGUGGGACGUUUCUUGGGCCGCCUGGUUCAGUGACGUUCCCUAUGAGGCAAAGCCUGUAAUAUCUGGCUAUCGGCUGGUCCUGACAUACCAUUUGCUGCAAGAUGACGAUCAAGCGCCUCAGCGGGCUCCCGGGGUUGAGCAAGUCGAGUCUAUUGCAUCGUCACUGAAGAUGUACGAAGACGGCCUGAAGACCGGACGAUUUGGGGUAGACGGUCCGGAGUUCUUGAUGUACCAUAUCUCCCGUGGGUACACCCAGGCUGAACUCCAACUGAGCAGCUUGAAGAGCUUGGAUCGAGCCCGAGUCGCCAUUUUGGUUGAAGUCUGCCAAAUCAACGACUUCGGUAUUUACCUCGCUAAGGUGGAAAAAUCCGUCUCUACGUACACUUCGCGACACGGAGAUGACGAGGUUGAACGAUCCGAGGAUAUCACUUGCCUCUGUGAUCUGAAUGGUAAACGUUUCGAAAGCAAACUUUUAUGUCAGAAGGAAUGCCAUCUGGACGGCUAUGAUACGGAUUAUGAAGACCCGGAUGACUCGGAGAGCGAUUCAGACGACGGCUACGGAGGAAAGUCUCAGCAACACUGGUACAGAUACACUGUCGCCCUUCUUGUUCCGCCCGAGAGUGCUGGAAGUAUCUUACCGAAACUCGCUGCUGGCAAGAAGAGGGGCAAUCAGGGGCGCGACGGAGCUGGCGGUCCGAAGACGAAGAGGGUAGCAAGUGGUGCCUAA